GGUGGCUGUCGCGGCGAGGUUGGGCUUCCCCUCGCCGCCGCUUUCGGCGACAGCGGAGGGGCAGCGUGGGGAGGAACGCGUGGCUGCGGCCUGCGCCUUUCACUCUUCUUCGGGACAGUCUUGCGGCGGGGGCCAGCGCUCCGCUGUCCUCCCUGCUCAUUCCGCCGGAGGCUCGGCCCCGUUCCCCUUCUCCCCUAGCCCCGCAAAGCCCCUGACUUGCUCCGAGUCCGGGCCAGAGGAAAAAUGAUACUCACCCAGCAUUCCUGAGUAACGAGAAUGGGUCCAGAUGUACCUCUGCUGAAUGAUUACAAACAGGAGUUCUUCUUGAAGCGCUUUCCACAGACUGUGCUGGGAGGUCCCCGGUUUAAAUUAGGCUAUUGUGCCCCUCCUUACAUAUAUGUGAAUCAGAUCAUUCUUUUCUUGACACCAUGGGUCUUGGGAGGAGUAGGAACACUGUUGUACCAAUUAGACGUUAUGAAAGACUACUAUACAGCAGCACUUUCAGGAGGACUGAUGUUUGUUACUGCGCUCAUUCUUCAGAUGACAAAUCUGUAUGCAAAGCAGAAAACAGUGACAGUAGAAAGAAUGCAAAUUCAGAGUACCCUCACAGAUGAAGAUGAGUUUGAAUUUUCCAGCUGUUUAGGUUCAGAGACAGUAAAAUUUAUUAUUCCUGGCAAGAAGUAUAUAAUCAACACUGUAUUUCAUUCCCUUCUGGCAGGGGUAUUGUGUGGGUUGGGAACUUGGUAUUUGCUGCCAAACAGAAUAACCUUGCUGUAUAGCAACAUUGGAGGAACUGUUGCCAUCUUUGUAUUUGGAUGGGUGACUGUAUGUAUAGGAGAGUAUUCGUUAAUCAUAAAUACAGCUACCGAAACAGCCACUUUCCAAGCACUGGAUACUUACGAAAUCACUGCUCUGAUGAGACCUUUCUAUAUUUUUGUCUUUAUUGCAGUGGAUCUUGCACAUAGGUUUGCUGUCAACACACCCAUUCUAGAACAGACAAACCAGAUUUUGCACGUGAUAUUUCUUUUUCUGCCAUUCUUGUGGGCAAUGGGAAUUCUGCCCCCGCUUGACGCACUUUUUCUAUGGGGAAUGGAACAACUGUUGGAGUUUGGACUGGGAGGUUCACCUAUGUCAAGUAACACAAAGUUGUUAGUAAUGUUUCUCAUUUCUGCUGGAACAGCAAUAGCAUCGUAUUUCAUUCCCAGCACUCUCGGUGUGAUCCUCUUCAUGACUGGAUUUGGGUUCAUACUGAGUCUUAACCUAAGCGAGAUUGGUUUUGCCUUCAAACACACCAUGAUCAGCCAUUUGGCCUCCAGCAAAUCUAAAAAUAUGCACAGAGGUCUUAGGAAGCAAUUUGGGUGGAGGGAAUUUCUUUUUUACCUGACUGUGUUAACCUUGGCUCUCAUAGAAGCUAGCGUGCUGCAUCGAUUCGCAGGCUUCUCACCAUUUUCCAAAGCCAGUCCCCAGGCUGUAGCAAGUUACCUUCUGAUCAUAUUGCUUAUAAUUAUGUGGAUUCUUAGAGAGAUUCAGAGAGUGUACUUGUUUGGAAUCUUCCGAAACCCAUUUUAUCCAAAGGAUGUCAGGACUGUGACUGUGUUCAUGGAGAAGCAAAGAAGGCUAAUGAAAGUUGGUGUUGUCAGGAGGAUUUUACUAACACUAGUGUCUCCGUUUGCUAUGAUAGCAUUCCUGUCCCUAGACCGUUCACUACAAAACCUUCAUUCUGUGUCUGUUUGCAUUGGAUUCACAAGAAUAUUUAGGAUGGUCUGGCAGAAUACAGAAAACGCCCUCCUGGACAUAGUGGUUGUGUCAAUAGCACAGAUGUUGGUGUUUAAUCCAGAUCUCUGGUGGAACAGGAGCUUGGAUACGGGAAUCAGACUCUUGCUGGUUGGUAUCGUUCGGGAUCGACUGCUUCAAUUUGUCUCCAAGCUGCAGUUUGCCAUAGCUAUUCUUUUGACAUCGUGGACAGAGAAGAAACAGCGGCGUAAAUCUACUGCCACCUUAAUCACACUCAACAUCAUUUUCUUCCCCAUCGUGCUGGCCUUUGUUGCCAUCUCAGCUCUCCUUUCUUCUCCCUUGCUGCCACUCUUCACCCUCCCCAUCUUUCUGAUUGGGUUUCCAAGGCCUGUGCGAAGCUGGCCGGGGCCUGUGGGCACCACAGCGUGUGUGUGCGCUGACACCGUGUACUACAGGCAGAUGGUUCCCAGCCUGGCUGUGGCUCUGCAGUCUGCCCUGGCAGCUGGUAGCUUAGGUCUCUCUCUUCCUGGAUCCCAUUACUUGUGCCGUUUUCAGGAUAGACUGAUGUGGAUAUUGGUGCUAGAAAAAGGCUUCACUUACUGUGGGGUUAACAUUAAGGGGCUGGAAUUGCAGGAAACAUCCUGUCACGCUGCUGAAGCUCAUAGAGUUGAUGAAAUAUUUGAAAUGGCCUUUGAACAUCAGGAGCACACAAAGAUUCUCUCUCCUAAUCACCAUUUUGGACACAUUUUGACUCCUUGUACUGUUCUACCUGUGCGGCUCUAUUCCGAUGCCAGAAAUGUGUUAUCUGGAAUAAUUGACUGUCAUGAGAAUUUAAAGCACCUGAAAGAUGAUUUCAUUAAAGUGCUUGUAUGGAUGCUUGUCCAGUAUUGUUACAAAAAAUCAAAGAUGUGGGAAAGCCCAGGCAAUGGCAAUGAGAACAAAACAAGGUCGUUUCCAGAAAAUCAUCACAGAGGUGCAGUGGAAAGGUCCAGGCCUCUGAGGGAAGAAGAUAGCUUUAGUGUGGAUACAAUUGAGGACUGGACUGAUGAUAGUGACAUUUUUGAUCUUGAACUCGGUGGCAGAAUGAAAGGCAGAAAAGAACCUGAGCAGUUGGGAACCACACCAAAAGUACAUCUGUCUAUUCCAGGGUCUGUGGAAAUACAGAGCCAAGACCUCCCACAAGAAAUGUCACCAGAAGAUAAAUUAUACAGGGCUGUGGUGCUUGGGCUUCCUGCUGUAGACAAAGGGAAGCAGCAAGAAAUUUUACCUCAGGUUGAAUUUAGUUGCUCUUACUCAGAACUAUUGAGCCUUCCUGAAGAGUGGAGAACAGCCCCGGUGCCUUCUGCCAAAGUGAAUGAAAUGAGACAGAGGUUUCCAGAGGAAUGGUACCACUUCAUCUUGAGUCAGCUGGACUUCUUUCAUCUGAAGGAAAAGCCUUCCAAUUUACUUGAAGACCUUAUGAAAGAUAAAGCUUUGAAAGACUUGUACAUCCACGGGGUAUUGUCGUGUUGUUUCGGCCUGUUUGGGCUGGAUAACGCCGUGCCUGCCCCGAGCCAUGUGUUCAGGGCAUACACCGGGGGUAUUCCCUGGUCAGUUGGUUUGGACUGGCUGACUGGCAAACCUGAGCUCUUCCAGCUUGCACUGAAAGCAUUCAGAUACACUUUUAAGCUUAUGGUUGACAAAGCAAGUCUGGGGCCAGUUGAGAACUUCAAAGAACUGGUUAACUGCCUGGAAGAAUAUGAGAAUGAUUGGUACAUCGGGCUGGUGUCAGACUUGGAGUGGCAGCAAGCAGUUCUGCAGGAAAAGCCAUACCUUUUCUCACUGGGCCAUGACCCAAACAUGGGAAUUUACACAGGGCGAGUCCUCACUCUCCAGGAACUCUUAGUGCAAGUGGGAAAACUCAAUGACGAAGCUGUCCGAGGUCAGUGGGCAAAUCUGUCGUGGGAGCUGCUGUAUGCCACCAAUGACGACGAGGAGCGCUACAGCAUCCAGGCACACCCGGCGCUCCUGCGGAACCUCACCGUGCAGGUGGCGGAUCCGCCGCUCGGCUACCCCAUCUAUUCCUCUGAACUUCUCCAUCUGCCUUUGUUCUAGAACAUCAGCAGCACUUUUCUUUGGUUCUUAACUUUGCUUUUUUGUUUUCCAUCUUCAUGUUGGGAGUCAAAUGUUCCUGCAACGUUGAUAGGUUAUGAAUUAGAUUUUCCUCUCCGAACGACGUUGGAGCUGGUGGAUGUGAUUGGCACAGAAAUGGUGCUGGCCAGGCCCUUCAGCAGGCAGAAAGCGUGGAACUGUUUUCUCACUGCUGGAAUAUGUGAGACACCAUUGUCUGUGUGACUGCCAAGCCCAGAGAUGCUGAAAUUGUCUUCUGUUUAGAGAAGAGCAGCAUCAUUCUGAUCAUUAACUGUUUCUGGUUCAUUCUGAUUUACUGUUUGUUUUUUUCUCUCAGACAGGUGACUUGCACUUCCAGGCAGGUUACAGCUCACUGUAAGACCAUCAGCAUGGAAUUGGUAACCAAAGUGUACAUGUGACUAUUUUUUUUUAGUUUCUUUUCUUCUUUUUUUAUUCUGUUUUUGUAUUUUGUGUUGGGCUGAGUUCAGGUUUAGCAAUUCUGAUAACGCAGGACUUUUGGCCAAUAUUCCUUCGUUGUAGUACGUUAUCACCUCUGCUUUACAAGGGACAAUUUUUACCCAAGUACUUAGUUUGGGGGCAAAAAGAAUUUAUCUAAACCAAUGCACAGCCUGACAUAUUCGUGCCCUGUGUGACCUGCUGGUGAAAGGAGUAGACAUGUAACGAGGGGAGAGAAGAAAUUUAAGUCCAAAUGUGUUGAUUUUUCUCUCCUUCUUCCAAUAUCUAUAAAUUUUAUAGUUGUAUAUCUACAUUGCUGUCUGUAGCCUAUGUCCACAUCACCAACCGGUCCUCCACAAAUAGAGGUGGGGCAGAAAUGGAGCUGUCUGUGCCGGAGGGAAUUGUUUGGUUUUUAACCUGACCAGAGGUUAGAAGAGAAUUUGGCAAUCGAUUUGUAGUAUGAAAGGUCCCCUUGAAAACAGAUCUGAUGAGUCCUUUCUCUGAUGGCUUCUUUAUCCUGUUCAUAAGCAUAUAAAUGUGAGGUUUUUUCUUUACUUUUAAUAUAGUUCCUGCUGGCCUGUGCAGAGCAGGAUGUGGGUAACAAUCAGUUCAAACUGCCUCUGUUCCCUCCUGGGGUCAGUGCUGUUUUGGAGCAUGCAAUACUGUCUCAUUUGGGGCAUGUUUAUUACUUUUAAUCCUUACCUUUAAGAUCUUUUUGCCAUGGGACUGUGUACUUGGCCAUCAACCUUUUCUGUUGAUCAGUCACCAAAAAUAAGUUUUUAAAAACUAUGCAAAGGGUGUAGAGAGUUCAGAAGUGGUAAAGAAACUCCUGUCAGACUCCAUGCUCAGGCUGGGCUUUCAGAGAGCACCUGUUACAGCUCCCACUCAAAAGGGACUGCUCCUGGCAAAUAUUUAGUCUGAUUUAAAGCUUUCUAUACCAGAAGCAUCGUGAACCCAUCAAGUAGCUCACUCCAGUUUUUUUACUCUUCUUGCAGCAGUUGAAAAACAGGAGGGUUCUUGCUAAAUCAUAUCUUCCUUCUCCAUUGUAAGCCUGUUACUGUUUGCCCUCUCUAUGGUCACAGAAAAUUUAAUUACCUUUCUUUUUCCAGCAGCAGUCUUUUGUUUGGAGGUGACUGUAAUUUCUGCUCUCAUUCUUUGUCUUCUGUAAACUGAAUAAACUGAGUUGAAAACUAAA
Messenger RNA from Colius striatus (speckled mousebird), 5494 nucleotides. RefSeq names its product pecanex 4 (gene PCNX4). The transcript has 11 exons. Bases 277 to 3828 code for a protein of 1183 amino acids. Gene Ontology annotation, cellular component: membrane. NCBI's taxonomy places the organism in Eukaryota, Metazoa, Chordata, Aves, Coliiformes, Coliidae. The record is from RefSeq and is a predicted model, not a curated record.